CUGCGGAUCGCUGUGGUGGGGGCUGGGGGGGUCAACACAAACAAACAUGGCGAAAGUAACGACAGUGAAGACCAAGCCGUACGCGGACCAGAAGCCGGGCACCAGCGGCCUGAGGAAGAGGGUGACGGUGUUUCAACAGAACCCGCACUAUGCGGAAAACUUUAUCCAGAGCAUCAUCUCCGUCGUGGAGCCCGCUGACCGGCAGGCCGCCACGGUGGUGGUGGGAGGAGACGGCAGGUUCUUCAUGAAAGAGGCGAUUCACUUGAUCGUUCAGAUCGCCGCCGCCAACGGGAUCGGUCAUCUGGUGAUUGGUCAGAAUGGCAUCAUGUCCACCCCAGCAGUCUCCUGUGUGAUCCGCAAGGUGAAGGCGGUGGGGGGGAUCAUCCUCACAGCCAGCCACAACCCCGGAGGCCCCAAUGGAGACUUCGGCAUUAAGUACAACAUCUCCAGUGGAGGUCCGGCUCCAGAGGGCAUCACAGACAAAAUAUUUGAGGUCAGCAAAACCCUGACGGAGUAUCAGAUCUGCCCGGAGCUGACGGCGGACCUUUCCAAGAUCGGCAAGCAGGUCUUCGAAGUGGACACGUUCAAGCCCUUCACAGUGGAGAUCGUGGACUGUGUGGACGCUUACGCCGAGAUGCUGAGGGAGAUCUUUGACUUCGCCGCGCUGAAGGAGCUUCUGUCCGGAGCCGGUCACAUCAGCGUCUGCCUGGAUGCGAUGCACGGAGUGGUCGGUCCGUACGUGAAGAAGAUCGUCUGUGAAGAGUUGGGUUCUCCCGCCAACUCGGCAGUCAACUGUGUCCCCCAGGAGGACUUUGGGGGCCACCACCCGGACCCCAACUUGACCUACGCCGCCGACCUGGUCAACACCAUGAAGGGAGGAGAAUAUGACUUUGGAGCGGCCUUCGACGGUGACGGUGACCGUAACAUGGUGCUGGGUAAAGGCGGCUUCUUCGUGAACCCCUCGGACUCUGUGGCCGUCAUCGCCGCCAACGCCAGCAGCAUCCCGUACUUCCAGAGGACCGGCGUCAAAGGGCUGGCCCGCAGCAUGCCCACCAGCGGAGCCCUGGACAACGUGGCUAAAGCUCUGCAGAUGCCGCUGUACGAGACUCCAACCGGCUGGAAGUUCUUUGGUAAUCUGAUGGACGCCGGGAAACUGUCACUGUGCGGAGAGGAGAGCUUCGGCACAGGCUCCGAUCACAUCCGUGAGAAGGACGGCUUGUGGGCGGUCCUCGCGUGGUUGUCGAUUCUCGCCGCCAGGAAACAGAGCGUGGAAGAGGUCAUGAAGGAUCACUGGCAGAAGUUUGGCAGGAACUUCUUCACCAGGUACGACUACGAGGAGGUGGACUCGGACGCCGCCAACAGGACGAUCGAGGAACUGGAGACGGCGAUGUUGGACCCGACCUUCGUGGGCAAGAAGUUCUCGUCGGGCGAUAAGACCUACGAGGUCGCCGUCGCCGACAACUUCGCCUACACGGACCCCGUCGACGGGAGUGUGUCCAAAAACCAGGGUCUCCGGUUGAUCUUCUCCGAUGGUUCCAGGGUCAUUUUCCGUCUCAGCGGGACGGGCAGCGCCGGGGCAACCAUCAGGCUCUACAUAGACAGCUAUGAGAAGGACCCCCAGAAGAUCUACCAAGAUCCACAGGUGAUGCUGGCUCCCCUCAUCGACAUCGCCCUGAAGGUCUCUCAGCUCCAGGAGAAGACUGGGCGCACCGGUCCCACCGUGAUCACAUGAUCACAUGAUCCCUCUGCCACGCCCCCCUCCCCCCUCCCGCAGCAACGGGAUACCUCCGCUCCCUCCGUGGGGUGAAGCCGCCGGCUUCACUUCUUAGAAACAGCUGGAGGAAAGAAGGGGAAACGCAAUACGCAGGUCGAACACGUGAAAAUAACUUUAUUUAUCUUUCAAUGAAAGUUAUCCACGGCCAUCAUCUAAUGUUGGACUAGAGUCUGUUUAAUGUGCUGUUUCCUUAAAAAAAUAGAGUAGAAAAUUGGCCUGAGAGGUCCGAUAAUUUAUCUGCAAAGCAUUAAUAUCGUGUAAAAAGUCUAAAUGUAAAGAUUCAAAGUGGGCCUCGUGUAAUCUCUGCAGCCAUGUGUGUGUGUGUGUGUGUGUGUGUGUAAUUGUCCAGAUCUGUUCCUGGACCGUGUGAUGAAAUGGAGACGCUCACAGCCUCUCAGCCUUGAGAACCAACACCAUGAAUAAAAUGACCUCUAAUAAAAAGGA
Pseudoliparis swirei is the source of this 2218-nucleotide messenger RNA. It is a transcript of the gene pgm1, whose product is annotated as phosphoglucomutase 1. The transcript has 11 exons. Gene Ontology annotation, cellular component: cytosol. The record is from RefSeq and is a predicted model, not a curated record. Lineage: Eukaryota; Metazoa; Chordata; Actinopteri; Perciformes; Liparidae. Bases 47 to 1732 code for a protein of 561 amino acids. Gene Ontology annotation, molecular function: magnesium ion binding; phosphoglucomutase activity. Gene Ontology annotation, biological process: carbohydrate metabolic process.